AUCACCGUCAUCGUCCUCUGCCAAGUACCUCUCCCAUCGUUUCCCCGCCUGCUAUCUGUUGCGACCUUCCAGAUACAGCUAUAGACUGCUGGUAUCCGUAAGAAUGGUCAAUUCUUGGUUCCAAGCUUCCCAAGCUCUCCACGCUUAUGGUGUCACGAAGCGUUGCGGAUGGGUCGUGUUCCAGGAUGUUCGGCGCAAUUGGGCCUGUCGUUGACGUUAUCCUUCUGUGCUUUCGUCCGCAGUCCUGCUUGACUUGAUACAUUUGGUACUUAAGGACAUGUACCCUCGUAUAUUCACAUUUUCUCUGUCUUGCUAUCGGGUCUACUACUGGUUGCGAUAAUGAAGGCAGCUAUUCUUAUACUCGCCGCAAUUGGCGCUCAAGCGUGCCAGAGAGAGCGAUCUUUUAAAAAUCAUCUCCACACCCAUGUCAAGCGACAAGCCAGCAAUAUUACAUUCCCACCCGUUCUAGAUGACAAUGAGCGAAUUCUUCUAGACUCAUUCGACAAUACCUCCAUUGCAGAAUGGUCGUAUUACUAUACCCAUGGUGACCAUGUUGCCGGUCGAAAUAAGACGAUGGCCCAAUGGACCGCAGACAAGUGGGCAGAAGGGGGCUUCACAUCGAGGUUGGACGAGUAUUAUGUAUAUCUCAACUAUCCUGUCUCGAACUCUCUAGUUCUCACGUAUCCCAAUGGAACCACUCUUUCCGCCUCCCUGGAAGAGGCAGUCCUUGAGGAGGACGAAACUACUGGCUACCCAAACCGCAUCCCGACAUUCCACGGAUAUUCUGCUAGCGGCAAUGUAUCUGCUGAAUUCGUCUACGUUGGGCGAGGACAGCAAGUAGAUUUCGAUCGCUUGAUAGCCUUGGGCGUAGAAUUAGAAGGCAAGAUCGCGGUAGCAAAAUAUGGUGGACCAUUCCGAGGAUUAAAAGUGAAGAACGCGCAAGAGCAUGGAAUGAUUGGUGCUGUCAUCUUCAGUGAUCCUGUUGAUGAUGGUAAUGUCACUGAGGCAAAGGGUGUUGCAGCUUAUCCGAACGGGCCCGCCAGGAAUCCCACCUCAGUCCAGAGAGGAAGUGUACAGUUUCUAAGCAUAUAUCCCGGUGACCCUACCACACCUGGAUAUACCUCCAAGGAGGAUUCUUUACGAGCAGACAAAAGUAACAGUGUCCCCCGCAUUCCUUCCAUUCCAAUCUCCUGGCUCGACGCGCAGCCUAUUCUCCAGUCACUGAAUGAUUUUGGCGACAACGGAACAGAAGUGAACCGCACGGGAUGGGUCGGUGCUAUUCCUGGAGUUUCAUAUAGCACUGGACAAGGCUCAACGGCCACCUUGUCAUUGACUAAUGUCAUGGAGGAUGCGUAUACACCCAUCUGGGAUGCCAUUGGAAUCAUCAACGGCACGAGCCAGGACGAGGUGAUCAUUGUUGGCAACCACCGUGAUGCAUGGAUAGUUGGCGGAGCUGCUGAUCCCAACUCUGGUUCUGCCGUGUUGAUUGAAUUAUCCAAGGCCUUCGGAAAGCUGUUAGAGACUGGCUGGCGACCAACUCGGACCAUUGUUCUUGCUAGCUGGGAUGCUGAAGAAUAUGGGCUCGUCGGAAGCACCGAAUGGGUCGAGGAGUAUAUUCCAUGGUUGAAAACAGCCGCUGUGUCCUACUUGAAUAUUGACAUUGCCGUCAGUGGUCCGAUUCCAGGAAUUGCGGCUACGCCAGACCUACACUCCAUCGGCACAGAGGUUAUGAAGAAGAUUACUUUCCCUUAUCGGGGAAGUACUAAUCAGACAAUGUACGACGUCUGGGAAGAGGAAGAUGGGGAGAUUGGUGUUCUUGGAUCAGGCAGUGAUUACACCUCGUUCUUGCACCGAGGCAUCGCAUCCAUUGACGUCGGUGCUGGAGGUGGCCCGGGAGAUCCUAUCUAUCCCUACCAUUCGAACUACGACUCCUAUCACUGGAUGUCCACUUUCGGCGACCCCGGAUUCCAUACUCACAAAGCCAUGGGUCAAUAUCUCACACUGCUUCUCUACCAUUUCGCCAAUGAUGCAUCAGUUCCUCUUGAACCAUCGGGUUACGUCCCCGAGUUCCGCACCUACUUGGAAGAAUUGAAUUCUACAAUCACCUCUGCGAACGGCACUUUGGAUUUGUCCGAGCUCACGGACGCCAUAUCCACAUUCGAGUCAUCCGCCCAAGAAUUUGACGAGCUUCGCCAACUUGCUAUUAGCUCCAACAACACCGAGCUUCUGACAGUUGCCAACCAGAAGGCACGCGACUUCUCACGUGGAUUUACUAGCCAGGGCGGACUUGACGGUCGCGAGUUUUUCCAAAACUUGAUCUUCGCCCCAGGACUCGAUACUGGCUAUGCGCCUGUUACUUUCCCUGGUAUCACUGAGAGCAUCACAUUCCAAAACAACUUCACAAGGGCCCAAGAAUGGGUGGCUAAAACUGCAGACGCUGUUUUAGUCGCUGCUAGUAUCCUUAAGACUUAGGUACCUGGGACGUCGGCUUCCAAGACACUUGAUCAAGGGUGAUUAUAGAGGUGAUUGUAUAAUGAUUGAGGAUAUAUAAUGUACCUAUCGAU
Molecule: messenger RNA, 2564 nt
Organism: Aaosphaeria arxii CBS 175.79
Lineage: Eukaryota; Fungi; Ascomycota; Dothideomycetes; Pleosporales
Product: glutamate carboxypeptidase 2
Exons: 4
Coding region: 340-2472 (710 amino acids)
Molecular function (GO): carboxypeptidase activity
Source: RefSeq, a predicted model, not a curated record